Molecule: messenger RNA, 8118 nt
Organism: Pocillopora meandrina
Lineage: Eukaryota; Metazoa; Cnidaria; Anthozoa; Scleractinia; Pocilloporidae
Source: the annotation of a GenBank genome assembly
AUGCAUUUUUCUCUCUACUUAGCCGCCUCAUCCGAUUGUGAGAAUCCUCCAUUAGAUAUAUCUAUCGUGAUCGAUCAAACAAAGAGCGUAGGAGCGGACAACUAUGACGCCAUGUUGGAUUCGGUCAUGGCACUCAUUUCGCAGUAUGAUGUCGGUGAAGAAAAGACACACUUCUCCAUCGUAACUUAUGCAAAAGACGCAAAAGUUCGUGUCAGCUUUAAUGACCCAAAAUAUCAAAGUAAAGCGGCCCUUCGUGCACUCAUUGAAGAGAUGAAGAAGAAGGACAAGUUAAGGAACCCGACGAGGACUGACAACGCCUUGAAAGUGGUCGGUGAGAAAGUGUUCGACGAAAAGAAUGGAGAUCGACCGGAAUCACCGAACGUCAUGAUCAUCUUCACUGAUGGAGGAACACAUAAGAGUUCUAAGCCUUACAGUACCGUGCUACCAACUCUUGAGGUGAGACCGUAAAACUGACAGUCUAAAUCUCGUCAGUUCGACUCACAUACAAAUGGUGACGAACGGCGUUGGAGAGCGGCCCAUUGAAUUUUCUUGUAUACAAUACCCCAAAUCAACUGGAAAGAAUUCUUGAAUAUUCAUUUACUUUUUAUUGUGUUACUUCUUCUGAUGAUUGUUCAUCGCUUGCCUUUUGCAAGCGCCAUGACAAGGUCAAAACAUCACGUCGUAGCUUCCCAUCAGCUAAAAGGUAAUGAUUAGUCGACUGUGGAUUGUUUACAUCUCUCCGAUGAGAUAGCUUGGGAUUUUCUUUGUUAAUCGUUUUUAUCAACUUGUACAAAUGAUAAAGUGACUUGUAGAUGAGGAAACAGUUGAAAAUUUGUUCUUCACAGACUAACAGCAAUUCAUGUAACUGGUCUGAAAAAGAAAAAAUAAAAUCUCAGCGAGUAUUAAGGCCUCGCAUUCCAAGUACUGAGUCGGUGCUUGGGUGCAAGGCAAAUUUAGUUGGAUUCUUGUUUCCCAUGAAAAAGGAAACCUGGUCGCGUUAUUGUAGACGACGUUCGAUGGACAGGCUUUAGUAGCAGUUUAUCAUUUAAGAUCAAUUCAUUGCUGGUCAGAAUUUUUCACUUUGCAGAUGCUAUGGCAAGCUCUAUCUUCCUUCUUAUUUCUGUCCCACGUCAGUUUGUCACCCAAUAAUCACACAUAUAACGGCUAAAAAGCAAUUGAUAGAAAGACAGACGAAAAAUAAGGCUCAUAAGAGCAAUCUCUCCACGCAGGAAAAAGGAGUACAGCGCGUGGCUGUGGGAAUAGGUAGAAAAAUUAAGCAGGCAGAGCUUAUAACUAUUGCUGGAGACGAGAAUCGAGUGGUUAAUGCCAAAAAUUUUCAAGACUUGAACAACCGGUUGGACGAUAUUCGCGAGGCUACUUGUAGUAAGUAUCAUUUUAAUUCAAUUAAAUAAAGAUGAAUGGACUUAAAUUAUUUUUUUUCCGUCUGCUCUUACUGCUACAUCCUAUAACAUUGACUAAAAGACAAAUUCUGAUGUUGAGGAUGUAGUUUUGGGAGACACCACGCCACCGCCACACUAUUCCGACUUCAUCCUAACUUUCCACGGGAAAGUGGCGGCAACUAAAUGGUAUUUACUAGAUUAUUUGCUAAAGGGCUAUCUCAUGAUAGCUCAUUAAAAGUGAAGUUUGUCUUCAAGCCCGAUGGCCCAGCAUGGCCAGCCAGAGCUUAUCACGGUUUCCUUAGCAUGAAACCACUAAGAGUGACCAAAUCCCUCCUAGGAUGGGAUUCUAAUUCAGCGUAAGGUUACCCCCAGCAUUUCAUCAGGCAUCCCAGACAAUUCGCUGGUAGUCAGUUAUACUCCUGGGUGGAGAGGGACACUGUCAGGGUAAAGAGUUUUACCGGCGAGGUCUCGAAGCCAGACCUCUCGACCUGCGGCUGGGGUUCAGCGCACUAGUCACUGGGCCACCGCGUUUCCUGCAGCUCUUUAUAUUGAAAACAAAAUGAUUCCUUGAGCAGGAGAUGACCGGGAAAUUCGCAAAUGAUCUUAAUAUUUGACUGCUGCUGUAUUUUUAGACAUUGAUGGAGGAUAUACCGAGUGGUCUGAGUGGAGUGAAUGCACAGCAACUUGUGGUGGAGGAAGUCGUUCUCAUUCAAGAACCUGCACCAACCCGUCACCGAAAAACAAAGGAAAAACUUGUAUUGAACAGGAUUUGGGUCCUAAUAUGGAAUCCGAAGAAUGUAACACCCGAGACUGUCGUAAGCAUGACGUAUUAACUUUUAUACACGCAGAUACACCAAAAUUUUUCUUGUUCUUAAAUAUCAUAUCCAAACUGUGCGCAGUGAGUAUGCUAUUACAAAAGAAGAUUCUAUUUUUAUAUUGGAAGUUGAAGUAGCAUGAAUGCGAGCUGCGUUUACGUUAGGUAAUGUUUAAUAUCUUUGUAAUGAACAAACACAUGUCCGCUUUUAGAUGGAAAUCCAAUGAAGGAAGGACCAACAUGCAUUUCUAGAUAGAAUUAAUCCACCCACUUGUAGGUGCUUUAGGUGCUUGAUCAAUAAGGUCUUGGCUUGCAUUACGCGUUUGAACAAAUUACUUUCCUCAGCCAUACCUGGUGGUUAUACUGAUUGGUCAGAAUGGGGAAAAUGUAGCGUGACAUGUGGUGGAGGAGUUCAGACACGAAAACGGACCUGUACCAAUCCCCCGCCGUCUGGUGGUGGGCCAACAUGUAUUGAGCAAAAUCUGGGACCAGCAGAGGAACAAAAGGAAUGCAACUCACAAGAUUGCGGUGAGUCAGUUUGAGGGUUAUGGUUACAUCCACGGGGCUUUAUUUCAAGAACAAUUCUCAAGCAUAACCUUUAACGAUUUAGAUCCCUUUGGUGUAAAACAUUUUCAACAAUCCUUCGAAAAUCUAAGACGUGUUAUGGCAAAGACCCAUCGAAGAAAACUUUAGAAAGAAUGGAUUCAUAAGGAGUUUGACAUUGUAAACGAAUGAUGUAUUCGAAGAUGUACAUUCCAAGAUCUUUUCUUUACCAUCAACAAUUUCGUUUUAUUCGAUGGGUUUUGAACAAAAACUUUGGAUCAACACUAAUGACAAAGAAAUGCGACUCACAGCGUUGUGAUGUGAGUUGUUCGGUGGGAAGGGUAGGUAAAACUAUUAGCUUUGUCAUAACUUUCAUUGUUUCACUGUGCGACAAAUGAAUGUAAAAACAAAAGGGAAGGUAAUGGUCUCUCUGAAUGAUUUUUCUGGUAUACUAUGAAGGACUCAGGAAAAUGGAUUCUCCUUAGAUAGGAGAUUAUGGUACCCUCAACACCACCAAACUGUAUGCUACGAUACAUAUUAUUAUUAUCAUCCCCAUCAUCUUGGUAUUCUAUUGUGCACGCAUGACCAUUUAAUGUCUAAUUUUGUACAGGUGAAGAUGGCAACUGGUCUUCCUGGGGUGCUCCUGGUCCUUGUGAUAAGACCUGUGGGGGAGGUACUCGAAUAAGAAAAAGAACAUGCACCGACCCACCUCCAUCUGGGGACGGUAAAGAUUGUGCAGGAAGCAGUACAAAAGAUGAGCCGUGCAACACACAAGCAUGUAUGUUCUUGUUCAAAAGUAUUUGUACAUCUUCGUUUUGUCGAAGUGCAGAUUAAUGUUUAUCGCAAGGGGAGCGAAAAUUCAAAUAUAGGGUAGCUCAUAAAGGUAACAGACAUUUCUCCGUUAGACCUCGAAUGGCGCCACGGCAAGCGGUAACAUGUCACUUCCCAUGUACAUACGUCGUAUGUAGACUACGAAAUGUGUAACCCACGAUAGCAUUCACUCCUAAUGCUUCGUUCUUCAAUUUCUUCCAGUUCGUCAUUUUUUUGCGUAGACUUAAAACUUAUCCAGUCCUCCAUAAAAACUCAGGCAUUUUUGGAUCGAAUCAAAUCGAAAUAAUAUUUAGACCUUAAUUAACCUUAGCAGUUCUGCGUCAACCCUACUGACAAUGUCAAUCGUGAAGUUGGGAGACACCCCGCAAGGAGAGGCAAAUAGUCGGCUUCUUGAUGCCCUAGACUAGAAGGGAAUCAUUAGACUGCCAGAUGAGGGGGGCAAGGAGGAGCGUUACAAUGGACUGAGAUCCCUUCCACUUAAAACUGACACAGUGAUGAGCUCUUACAUGAUGGCCCCUCCGGUUCCGAAGCUGACUUUUCCUUUUAUCCCUAUCAUGAUGGCCCCCUACCUCCAGAGCUGACUUUUUCUUCAUCUUUAACAUUUUAUCAUCAAGGCCCAACUUCACCUCCACCUCCACCUCCACCCAAACCUUGCAAGGAACAUCUCGACGUUGGUGUCAUUGUCGAUUCCUCCAACAGCAUCAUUCCCGUUGAUUACAAUAGAGCACGUGAAUACUUAGUUCGACUGGCUCAAAGACUAGAGGUUUCCGAAGCCGGAACACAUAUGGCGAUCCUUCUCUACAGUUGGGAAGCACAUCUCUGGCACAGGUCUGUACACUCAUGUCACACAUAGGCAGCAUCUAAGUUUGAAGAUGAGGCUGAACGCUGAACUUUCCAAUAUUUUUUUGUGGGGGGAGGGAGGAAGGGGGGUGAGGGGGUGAGGUUAAAUGGGACGUAAGCCUGUGAAAUGAUCUUGACGUUUAAAGUUGGUAUAGGUUACAAUAAAAUCAAUGCAUUUAUAACUAUACACCAAUAAAUUAUUUAUAGCUUUGUAUCCUGAAGAUUUCAGUAAUUUCGUAGUUACAGACAACAAUUUGAGUUUUUUUUUCAUUGCAUUAUGAAUAUCUUAUACUCUUACACUUGAUCCCAAAGACUUGCAAAACUCUCUUCCUUCAAUUAUUUUCUCCCAUCAAUGCUUUUCAGAUUUACCAAUCCGCAAAAUAUUGAUGCACUAACAGCCAAAGCCAGAAGCUUGCCGCAUAUUCGAGGUGGAACAAGAACAGACAGAGCUCUAGAACUAGCAGCGGAGGAGUUUUUUGGUUGGGACAAUAGUGGAGACAGACCCGAUAAACCAAAUGUGCUACUUGUUCUGACUGAUGGUGACACAAACGAAGGGAGUAAGCCAUUCAGUCAAGUUAUUCCUCCUUUGAAUGUGAGUUAUCUUUCAAAUAGGAAAUCGAAACGCUUAGAUAGACCCGAGAAACUAGCCAUGUAAGCUCUAAAAAUUACUUAAUCUCCGACUAAAAAUUCUUCUUAGGUUGAGACUGAUAUAGCCAAUUAAUCUCUUUCUGUACAGAGAGUCCUCGGAUUUCACACCCCAGCACUAUCUUCCUAUCUAAUUUUGCAGGAUGCAAGCGUAAGGAGAAUUGCUGUCGGAAUUGGAAGUGGAAUAGAUAUCUCGGAGCUUCAACAAAUUGCUAGCGACAAUCAUGAUGUACUACAGGUUUAUGGGUACCAGCAGUUAAUCCCCAGACUAGAGUCCAUAAUGACCAAGGCUUGUGAAGAUCAGUAUCCAGGUAGGUUGACAUGAAUAUAGCAUUGAUAGAAACUGUCAAUACUGGGUUAAAAUUUGGCCCUUUGUGAUACUGCUACUACUGUGCAGUCUUUUCGAUUCUAAAAUGACUGUUCAACCCAUAAAGAGUUCAGGCUUAAAUCAGGUUCUUCCAGGUUGUUCUGUCAUUUUCUCGCUGCUUCCAGUUACCUUCUGCAUGCAGUGUUCUUCCGAGUCAGGUUUCUUUUCACUGUCUUUCAAUCGUAGCCAAGGCCUUCCCUCUGUGAUAACUUCUACAAAAUAACAUUUUCUGAGCAAAAAAUGCAAUUUAGAUGUGUACGCUUAUUUCAGGUGUGUACGACGACAAUUAGUACAAGGCUUCUAGAAUAAUGACUACGAUGAUCUGAUCGUAAAUAAUCGUUGUGUCAUAGCUACAUGCAUGAUGUAUAUAAGUAGGACACACGCGUUAAGUUUCCCUUUAAAUCAGCAUUUCCAUCAUUUAUUUCAGACCCCUUUUUCAUUUUACUUUUGUUUGAUUGUAAUUAGGUGAUUGCGGUGAGUGGGGAUCUUACGGAGGCUGCAGUAGGAAUUGUGGUGGCGGAGCGCAGGUUCGUACCAGAAGUUGUCCUCCUAAAAGUCUACAUUUAACGAAACAAAGGAAGCAUUGCAACACAAACCUUUGUCCAGGACAAGGUAAAUACUCAUUAUUAGUUUAAUCGAUCGUUAUCAUAUUUGCUACUGUUUAACGAGGAUCGUUAUCUUGCUCGAUCAGCGGAUGAUUAACGACAAUUUACCGAAGUGGAGGUGGCUAGUGGUGAAUAUUUACCGAGCGGCGAAGCGGUGAAGCAGUGAGGUAAACAUCCACUGCGAGCUACCGACACUGAGGUGAAUAGUUGUUUAGUAUAUACUAAAACAGUGAGUUAAUACAGCUCGAAAAGAUUAUUUUGAAUCAUCUAUUCUUGUAACGAUUACAAUAUUUUCGGGUACAAAUUCCACGCGCGUUGCUCGGAGGUGAAUCACAAGAGAUUUUCGUAGUUUUAGUAGCCAAUCAGAACGCGCUUUCGACGCUAUUCACUGUUUUAGUUUAUAGUAACUAAUGAUAAGGGAUUUAUUUCAUAAUCAAAUUUGCAGUUUUUAAAACUGACUACGCCAAAUGGACGCUUCACUGAAUAGAACACAGUUCAAAAGUUUUGCCAAAAACUGUUGUAACAUUUGUUCCGCUGAGGUCCAAACUCGGAUUGAUGUUAGCCUCUUUCAAACGACUUGGCUGUAGUAUUGUGAUAGUAGUGGUAAUAAUAAUAGUAGUAAUAGCGGAAGGUAAAACUUUAGUGACAAUACUUUAUUACUACUCUUUAGAGCCCUGUCAAGACGUUGCAGGCGAUUGUGCAGUCAGAGCUGCUAAAGGAGACUGCUGGAGGACCGCUAAUGUACCUUCCAGUAAACACUUGCUCUACGUUGGCAGGACGUUUCCUUUGUGGAACACUUGUCCAAAAAGCUGCAGACGAUGCAAUGGUAUAAGUAAAAAGGCGAAGAUUGGCCUUUUUCAGUCAUCAAUCAUUUUCUUUAUAGUCUUCUUUUUCAUAUUAUAAUUUUUAUUCCUCAUAUUUAUCCUUUUCUUUGUCUUCCUUCCCCUUGAUAUUCUAUGAGAAUUUUACUUUCCAUCUUCUUCUUCUUCUUGUUUUAUUUCUUCGCCUCCUUGCCAUUCUUUAAUUUUUGUUCUUUAACUUCUUCCUUUUUUGUCUCUUUUUACGGAUUGCCUUCCAUGAUAUUCUACACGUAUUUUACUUCCUUUCAGUCGAUACCUCUUGUCAAGAUGGCGAUCCCUAUGUUUGUCCUUGGUGGUCAGUAGCUGAUCGCAAUAGCAGGAAAUGCAGCUAUACAUGGCAACAAGGCUGGACUCGGUACUCUCUAGCAAGUGAGCAGUGAAGUCGUUGAUAUAGAAAAUGCUCCCGGAAGAUGUACAUCUUCAGGAAGCUGAGAAAUGUUCCGACUGCUUGAGAUCAAGGCAUUAAUUUUUAUUUUAAAAUAGAAAUAUCGGAGGGGAUUGGUUUGUUUUGCUUUACCUCGUUUUAUGAUUGGUCCAUAAAACUCGCACCACUAACAUACGCUUGAAGUGGUUGAGUGUUUUUUACGUUUAGUUCUUUUUACCUUUUGACUGCUCAUGAUAUUUCCGUUUCAUCUGAUUUGCCGUUUUUAACGCUGGUUAUCGAAAAAAAACUUCGCAAAUGUAGAUAAGCAUUGAAAGAAAGGACUUUUUUUCAAUUCUUGAGAAACAACGACGUGACGAAGUGAAUGCGUGCAGUGAAGACAACAUCUUUCCAAGUCAUUAGGUGCUCACCAGCAACUUGAACAACUGAUAUAGUAAUAAUGAUUAAUGACGAGUUCACAUUCUGGCGAACCCGAUUUAAAAUUCUAGUUAAUAAUGAUUGGGUUUAUUAUCUAUUAUCUAAGAGAACCCCUUAAAACAGUUGGCCGAUAAUUUAAACAGACAACGGGAAGUAACUUCUCUAUUAGAGCAAUAAGGUACGUCUUCUAUCGUUUUUCAAUUAAAAAUUGCCCACUCGGAACCUGAACCUCCUGAGAAGCUGAUAACGAAAGAAUAGUUUUUGUCUGUCUCACUUGAUUUUGAAAAAUACCCCAUGAAGUAAAGUAUGUGUUAUCACUAUAAUUUCGUUUCCCUUCAUCCUUCAGACUAUUGCAAGAAAAGUUGUGGCAAAUGCAGCGGAGGAGGCGGAGGUGGAGGAGGAGGAGGAGGAGGA